CUCUCGAGUCUCAUACGACCCUGAUGCCCCUGAUUUCGGUUGUGUGGUGCGAUUUCGACAGAGCUCCAGCACGAGUGGAGCACGGGCGCACGGCAGCGAUACGCAAGAAUCGGAUCGGGGUCAGACCGUGCUUGGACUUGGUGCGCCGCACUUCGCGGUGGGUUCGGUUCAUUUGCUGCCCAGAUUCAUCGCGUCUGACCUCCACGGCUCUUCUUCCUCAUCGCUUACGCUACGCCACCAGCAAUGUCAGGCGGCGGCGGGCGGCGAGGGUGGAGCCCCUUCGAUGCGAUCCGCAGCUUCCCGUCGACGCCGGAAUCGCUCAUGUCGCAGAUCGACGCGGCCAUCGCCUCCACGGAGUACGCUCACGCCUGCGCCCUCCUCGACCCCGCCUCCGCCUCCGCCUCCUCGCAGCCGCAGUCGCAGCCCACGCCCGGCGAGGGGGCCGCGGCCUCCCCUCCGGCCUGCUACGACGCGAGGGUCGCGGACGAGGCGUACCGUGCGGCGUGCGCGGCGCUGGGUGCGGGUCGGCCUGACGCCGCCGUGCGGUCGCUGCGGGUGGCGCUGGCGAGCUGCCCGCCGGAGAAGACCGCGGCCGUCGCCAAGGUGAGAUCCAUGCUGGCCAUCGCGUCCGCCCAGCUGCACAAGCAGCAGCACCAGGCGCAGCUGAGCAGGAAGUGAGGCGCUGCUUCUCCAUCGCUGCGGGAUGCAGUGCAGAUGUGAUUAGAUCUCGUCAAGACAGGAUUUGAUGCAUUGAUGUUCCAAGUUCAAUGCGUUCUGUUCUAAUUGCACCGGCAGCAAAUUAUAGGAAGGGAACUUGCUGUGUAUCCGACUGCGAUCUGCCGCCAUCUGCCGCCAAUCUAGAUAGUCUCUGAGCUAGUUAUUGCCCACAAUCCAUUUGAGCAAAUCUCAUCAUCUCUUUCUCUUGUGCAUAUUGUGUCAGAAUUACGUUGUUUGAGUACUGAGCUAACAUGAGGAAGCACAGCUGAACUAGCAAUCUAGCACACACUAUUGUGCUGCGCUCAUCACUCUGAGCUAGUUCGUCCAAUUUUUUUUUUGAAGUAACUAGUUCGUCCAAAAUUGCAUGUGCAA
This is a messenger RNA of Panicum hallii, 1089 nucleotides long. RefSeq lists its product as uncharacterized. Lineage: Eukaryota; Viridiplantae; Streptophyta; Magnoliopsida; Poales; Poaceae. The coding region runs from base 244 to 678 and encodes 144 amino acids. The transcript has a single exon. The record is from RefSeq and is a predicted model, not a curated record.